AUGCCACCCCAACCACCUCCCCAAGGCCUGAACGUCAUUGCCUUAAUUUCAGGCGGAAAAGACUCUCUCUACUCCAUCCUACACUGCAUCCGCAACGGCCACAAAGUCGUCGCAUUAGCAAACCUACACCCAGAAUUAAGACAAAAAUCCCAAACCCCCGACACCGACCAAGAUGAAGAAGCCGACAUCGACAGCUUCAUGUACCAAACAAUCGGCCACAGCGUAAUCCCACUAUACGAAUCCGCCCUUGGCAUCCCACUCUACCGUGCCGCAAUCACUGGCGGCGCACUCGACACCUCACGAGUAUACCGACACGAUGCAGCAGACCAAGCUGCAGAAAGCAGCCCCAGCUCCGGCUCCAGCCCCGCCGAAGACGAGACAGAGUCCCUCGUUCCGCUUCUGCGACGUGUUAUGCAGGCUCAUCCCGAAGCGAAUGCCGUUUCGGCCGGCGCCAUCUUGUCCACGUACCAGCGCACCCGGAUUGAGAAUAUCGCCGGCCGUUUGGGCCUUGUUCCGCUCGCUUGGUUGUGGAUGUAUCCUUCGCUGCCGGCGCCGGUGGAGCGGGACGCGGAUCUUCUUGCUGUGCGGGAGGCCGGGUUGCUGGAGGAUAUGGCGGCUGUGGGGUGCGAUGCUAGGAUAAUUAAGGUUGCGUCUGGGGGACUGGAUGAUGGGUAUCUGUGGGAGAAUGUGUCUGGGUCUGGGAAUGCGGGACGCGCAUUGCGGAGGCGCAUGACUAGGGGAAUGGGCAGGUUUGCGGCUGCGGAGGAUAUCAAGGGUGCGGUUUUGGGAGAGGGAGGUGAAUAUGAGACGUUGGCGCUUGAUGGGCCUUCUUUUCUUUGGAAGAGUCGAAUUGAGAUCGAGGGCCGGGAUGUUGGGAGUGAGGAGGGGGGUGUGGGUUAUUUGAAGUUGAGGGGGGCCAGGUGUGUGGCUAAGGGCGCCGAAGACGAUGAAGGGGAGAAGAAGUAUGAGCCCAGUGAUGUGAGGAGACCGGCGUUGUUGGAUCCGCAGUUUGCUACUGCGUUGAAGGAUGUCUCUGCUGUGUCGUUUGAGGCUGGGUCAGCGGCGGAGUCAGUAUCUGGCACGAAUACCGUUACGGCACCUGCUUGGUCUGUCCGCGAGCCGCAUUACUAUCAAUCUACAUCGACGUGGACGAUGGCGAACUUGGUGGCGCCAGAAGCUGGUCUUGAUGCUGGCGACCAGAUGAGGGCGAUUGCCGACAAAGUGCAGCUUGCGAUGAAGUCGUUUACUUCUGAUUCGGGAACCCGGUCUACAGAGGAUAUCGUCUUUGCUACUGUGUUGUUGCGCUCAAUGGCAGACUUCGCGCAGAUGAAUGCGGUCUACGUCUCAUUAUUCAAGAAGCCCAACCCUCCUGCACGAGUCACUGUCGCCUGUGGUGAUUCGCUCCCAUCCGACGUGAAGGUAAUGGUUUCCUUCGUGGUGGACAUGGGACCACGUAACCGGCGCCAGGGUCUGCAUGUUCAAUCACGGUCAUACUGGGCUCCAGCCAAUAUUGGUCCUUACUCUCAAGCCAUGUCUAUUCCUCUACAAGAUGAGAGUAGAGUGGUCUACAUUGCUGGCCAGAUUCCUCUUGAACCGGCUUCAAUGGAAGUGGCCACGGAAGGCAAAUCAUGGCUCGAGGAUUAUCGUCUCCGCGCUGUGCUGGCUCUUCAGCAUCUGUGGAGAAUUGGCGCAGAAAUGCAGGUGGACUGGUGGCUGGGAGGUGUAGCCUUUUUGACUGGCGGAGAGCACAUUCAGACGCAAGCCCAGGUGGCAUGGCAUCUCUGGAAGAAGGUGCAUACCCGACCCGAUAAUGUCGAGCCUGAAGACUCGGAUGAGGAGGGUCCGCAGCUUGAUGCGUGGGAUAUCAAGUACGGAGGCCGAGCGGAAGAGCUUACGCCCGAGGAAGUCUCUACCAGCCUGCCCAAGUUCUCAAUUCUUGAUGCAGAAGAUGAACUUGCAGCUACUGUUUCGCCAUUCCUUGCUGUUGAAGUCGAUGAGCUUCCCCGUGGCAGCGAUAUUGAAUGGCAGGGUCUGGGCAGUCGCUGCCAACAAGUGAAACUGGAAACCAGCCGGGACUCGGUCUCUGCGACUACAGAUGGCGGAUACAGCUACAUUUGCCAGGAGAUCACGAGUGAUGGGUCACUGGGAUCGCUAGAAGAGAAUUUGCGCUCAGCCAUAUCAGCCCACUGCAAGAGCAAAGACCUUUCCCAAGUGGUUCUCUAUACCAUGCAACCCAUGGCUGAGGAGCUCUGGCCUGGCCAAGUGGUCCCAUGCCGGUCCAUCUGGGGCCGUGAAGGGCGACCGUUGAAGGCCGCCGUUAUUGUACAGAAAGAGCAAGUCUCCUCCUGA
Molecule: messenger RNA, 2349 nt
Organism: Penicillium verhagenii
Lineage: Eukaryota; Fungi; Ascomycota; Eurotiomycetes; Eurotiales; Aspergillaceae
Product: diphthine--ammonia ligase family protein
Exons: 1
Coding region: 1-2349 (782 amino acids)
Biological process (GO): protein histidyl modification to diphthamide
Molecular function (GO): diphthine-ammonia ligase activity
Source: RefSeq, a predicted model, not a curated record